Messenger RNA from Salvia splendens (bonfire salvia), 1327 nucleotides. Its product is annotated as protein SLOW GREEN 1, chloroplastic. Gene Ontology annotation, molecular function: protein binding. The coding region runs from base 59 to 1132 and encodes 357 amino acids. The transcript has 4 exons. The record is from RefSeq and is a predicted model, not a curated record. NCBI's taxonomy places the organism in Eukaryota, Viridiplantae, Streptophyta, Magnoliopsida, Lamiales, Lamiaceae.
AACGAUUCCUAUAAUUAUCCAUUGCCGCCAUCUCCGCCGCCGGUGGCAAGAAAAAAUCAUGUAUCUACAGUCUUCAGCCGCCAUCUCCGCUGCCGAUUUAGAAAACAAAAUGGCUGCUUCAUCUCUCUUCAAUUUCACUCUCUCAACUCACAAUAACAGACCCAAAUCUCCACGCCCCUCGAUCAGAAGCCCCUCCUCACAAUCCCUAGUUCUCAUCCCCAAAUCUUUAUCUCUCCAUUUCGCCGCGAAAUUUCCCAAUUCACCUCAAUCAACCACCAACCCUUCAGUCCCAGCCCUCUUCUCAUCUCCCCAGAACAAAAUAUCGAGCUUUCUUGUAGCAAAGAUUGCAACUUUAUUGUUGGGGUCACUGAUUUUCGCUGGCUGUGUGAGGGGAAGGCCUGCUUUGGCAGAGGCGGUUCAAGAAAGUGAGGUCUUUCAGGAGAAGAAAGAUGCCCGAGCUAGUGAUGACGAGGGCGAGGAGAUGUGCGAGAGAUUGUUGCAGGAGAAUCCAAGAGAAGUUGAGGUGUUGAAGAUGGUUGUGAAUGUGAAGAUGAGGAGGGGGAAGAGUGGUGAAGCUGUGGAGAAUGUGGAGAAGUUGAUUGAGUUGCAGCCUAGUGAAAUGGAGUGGAGGCUGCUGCAGGCGCUUUGUUAUGAGAUGAUGGGGGAUUUGAAUAAGGCUAAGAGCUUGUUCAAGAACAUAAUCAACCAGAAACCUCUCUUGCUUAGAGCUUUGCAUGGUCUGGCAAUGGUGAUGCAUAAGAACCAAGAAGGAGCAGCUGUUUUUGAGAUGCUAGAUAGGGCUCUAGAGGUUGCUCGUCGGGAGAAUAAAGUCAAUGAAGAGCGAAAUAUAAGAAUUUUAGUUGCACAAAUGCAUCUAAUCAAGGGAGACUUGGAGGAGGCAUUGAGGAACUUUCAAGCUCUCAUUGACGAGAAUCCAAGGGAUUUUCGCCCGUAUCUUUGCCAGGGGAUCGUAUACAGUCUGCUGGACAAGAAAAAGGAAGCAGACGAGAGCUUUGAGACGUACCAAAGCCUCGUCCCAGAAGAAUUCCCAGAGAGAGGGUUCAUGGAUGACGUUGUUCUAGCAGCAAGAACGGAAUCGAAGCAGCAACUUCAGAAGGAUCUUCAACGCUAAAUCAAGAUUAAAAAAAAACCUGAUUUCUUGUGAAUGGCAGAAGCUUGCCAUGAAGGAGACUCGUGUAAGAUGCCGUUUUUGGUCUGUCGUGUUUUGGUUGUGGCUCGUUCCAGGAAGCCUAGAGGCGCUAUCUAGACUAGCGCAUUGGACAUCAUCGUUCUUCUUGAAAUGGCAUUUUCCAGGCUAGUAGUGCAA